ACACUUGCUCUUUCUUCUGUACUACCACCCUCUCACAUCUUCUCUCUCAUAACUACCGUUCCUUCGACAAAAACUCAGCCUUUAUAUAUUAAGGCGAAUUGUAGUGUUUCUUCGGCCUGGACGUCACCCUUUGAGUCCGUAUUUUCUCAAUUUUAUAGUCGCAGAACCCAAUGGCCAGCUGGCUUGAUAUCAUUGCUCUGCUCGUGACAGUCGGCAUCUGUGGGGGCAUCGUAUAUGGGAUCCUUUGCGCGUCGAGUUCUCUUUCGGAAACUGUCGCUUCUACCAAGGAAAAGCUGAAGGAGAAGGGCUACACCAUCUCGGAUAAAGGAGUAUCAGUGAAAACAUCUAAACGAUUCGGACGAGAGGACUACGUUGACGCGACACAGAGGGGAUUUGUCAAGGCUAUGGGAGCCGCCAGUUUCGGGUCGUCAACGUCACCUACCGGCUCACCUACGCUGUCUCCUCCAAUGAAACGGACUACAUCGUCUGCCAGCAUGGACAGUCUUGAAGAGAAGAAAAGGCGCGGCAUCUUCACGCGAAAACGCAAAGACUGAUGCCACUCGACAUUUUGGAUCUCCAGAAAUCUGUUUGGCAUGUAUCUACAUGGUUCAUACUUUCCUCCGCGAUACGGGGUGAUCAAUAUUAUUCACAAAUGGAUUUACAGCG
This is a messenger RNA of Desarmillaria tabescens, 666 nucleotides long. RefSeq lists its product as uncharacterized. The record is from RefSeq and is a predicted model, not a curated record. Lineage: Eukaryota; Fungi; Basidiomycota; Agaricomycetes; Agaricales; Physalacriaceae. The coding region runs from base 171 to 554 and encodes 127 amino acids. The transcript is spliced from 6 exons.